Trichogramma pretiosum is the source of this 6021-nucleotide messenger RNA. Its product is annotated as receptor-type guanylate cyclase gcy-3-like. Gene Ontology annotation, molecular function: ATP binding; transmembrane receptor protein tyrosine kinase activity. Bases 1336 to 5337 code for a protein of 1333 amino acids. Lineage: Eukaryota; Metazoa; Arthropoda; Insecta; Hymenoptera; Trichogrammatidae. Gene Ontology annotation, biological process: cell surface receptor protein tyrosine kinase signaling pathway; protein phosphorylation; positive regulation of kinase activity. The transcript has 11 exons. The record is from RefSeq and is a predicted model, not a curated record. Gene Ontology annotation, cellular component: signaling receptor complex.
GUGACGCGUAAAUUCGCUCGUAAAACUACUUUCGUCAGUGCAGCAGAGGCGAGGUAUAAGGCGAGCAGCGAUCGCCUGCGAUCGUUAGAGGGAGAGAAUAUUUUACCGACUCAUCAUCGUCAUCGCUCGCGUAUAUAGGAGCCGAUCGACUCUGCGCCGCGCUCGCCCCCGCCUACCCCGCCCGCUCGUUCCGUCUUAUAAAUGUGUUUGUGUGCCGUAUACGUAAACGUUCUUGUGCUUUUAUAAAACGAGUAUAGCUCCCACAAGUAUAUAGAUACGCGUAUAAUCGUAGCGCGCGCGGACGUGUACAGUUUGUGUGGUGCGUGUUGCGCGCCGAGCACAGGUGAGAGGUGCCUCUGCAGCAGCAGCAGCAGCAGCAGCAACGUGUGUGCCGAUUUUUGGGGGAUCGCGAGCAGCAGCAGCAACAGUGUGCUCGAGGCAGAGCAGAGAGGAGUCGAUUACCUUUCUCUCUGCGCGCCGUUUCGCGUUGUAUAGCAGUAGAAAAAGACGAGCGUUAAGCGGAGCUGAAGCGGAGUCGAAGCUCCGAAGAGUAUAGUCGCAACGAAAUUGAGUCGCGGAUCAGCCGCCGCGCGGCAAUGACACACGCGGACGCGGACAACGACGUGCUGUGCUGCUGUCUGAGACUCCGCGUUGCCAAGACUACGCUCGUCGAAAUUAAGCUGGCCGACAACAAAGUGUUUUUACGAUAACAACGACGAUCGUCAGUUUUUUCGUUCUCGGUAGCUAUAGCUGCUAUUGCUGGAUUUAUGUAAUAUAAUUUAAACACGCGGGUGCGUGUGUUUGUGUGUGCGUUUGUCAGUGUUACGAGUGUAGAUAUAUAUCGGAAGCAUGCGUCGUUGUAUCGACAAGAGCCAGUCGAGUGACGCAUUAUUGUGCGAUGAUCGAACGCUGUUUACCGAUCAUUUACCAUACUACUACAAUUUUUUGUGACGAUUGUGUCUUCAUCCAAGUGCUUCUGACGCCGCCGCCACCGCCGCUACUGCCGAAGAUAAGCGCGAGCUUGUCAUUGAACUCGAUCGCACUUGCAGCAGGAAGUAAACGUGCGCGAGCGUGCGUGCGCGUGUGUGUGUGUGUGCUCAGUGCGCGCGUCCUUGUUUGUCGCGCUAGUGAAAAGUUCCCAAGAUAAUACACGAUAUACUAAAAACGCAGCGAGUUUUGUGGAGCGCGAACACGCAAAAAUAGGCGGAAGUAGAUGCCUCCUCGCACUGCUGCGGCGGCUCCAACUACUGCAACUGCCUUUUUGAAUUUCUCGCGUCGUCCCACGAGCGAGCGCCCCGAGAAAAACACGCUUGAACGCACAGAUAGGCCUCGAAGAUGCGGGUGCGCCACGUAAUAAUCGGCCUGCUCGUACUCGUGUGCGCGGUCAAUACCGCGCACUCGAACAAGUGUCUGACUAUGCUCGAAGAAGUCAAUCCGAAGAGGAUUGUUCGCUUCGAGAACGAGCCGUUCAAUAUAAAAUUUGAAGCGUCGACGCGAGUGACGCACCGCUUGGUGACCAAAAUCAUGAAGAUAUACUUGCAAGAGGUGCUCGGUUAUUCCGACAUAACGAUCGUCGAUGUGGAGGACGAUUUCAAUAUUACGGCCAAUUUCGCCAGGCUCUCGGAAAAUUUGACCAAUUCUCGAAAGUCGAUUAUUCCGGAAUCGAUGGUCAACAUGGAGGUGUGGAUACCGCCUCACUUGGACACCACUCCGCUGUUGGAUAAGCACGACGUCCUCGAGUUGGGCUCGGUCGGUCCGCCCGGUCACUUCGGCUGGUUCAUACCCGUCGGACUGUCGCGACUCAACGACAGCUGGAUCACGUUCACCAAGCAGGAGACGGCGGCGCGAUUCGACGUCAGCGAAGUCGACUGGAGAAAGAUCGCCAACGCCACCAUCAAAUCGGAGACGGAGUUCUAUUGCAAGGAGUCGUUCUGCCAAGACGGAAUGUACGUGCCGACUCAGUGCCAAGCCAACAAACUCCAGUCUCAGCCGUGCGCCAUGCUCUUGGCCGACUACUCCAGUCCCACGAAGUUCAUCAAGGAUCACAUCGACCAUUACAAGUUGUACGUGAAAGUCGCUUGGGUCGGACCGAACUUGAAGCAUCUCAUCAAAUACCUGACCAAGGAGUACUUGCAGUCGUCGAACAACGAAAAAUCCCUGGUCGUCCUGCAUUACACCCCCAGCAGCGUGAUUCCCAACGAGAGCGAGUACGUGAACGUGGACUUUCCCAGAUGCGGCUCGAGGGGCUCGCACGAGGGCUGCCUCUACGAGACGAGAAAAUUGGAGAAGCUCGUGUGGAAUCGGCUCGAGCCCAUAGCCAAGCUGGCCUUCGAGGCCAUCAAUCGGGUCAAGUACACCGAGGAGAUGUACGAGGCUCUGAUCGACAAGUACAACGAGAAGCUGGUCGGCGGCACGUCCUACUCGAAGCUGUCGGCGAUCGAGAACGAGGUGGCCUGCGACUGGCUGCGGGACAAUUUGCGCUUCGCCCUGACGCACUGGAUGCCCAACGACGAGGACAAGAACACCCUGAUCGUCGGGGGCAUCUUUCCCAUGACCGGCUCGUUUUACACGGCCAAGUCGAUCGUGCUGGCCGCGCAGAUGGCCAAGCAGUCGAUCAAUCACAACAAGACGAUCCUGCGCGACUACAAUCUCAAGAUGCUGAUCAACGACGGCCAGUGCAAGUCCGACCUGGUGAUGAAGUCCUUCAUCGACUACAUACUGCACAACUACUACAGCAAGCUGAUCGGCGUCCUCGGGCCGGCCUGCUCCGAGACCAUCGAGCCGCUCGCCGGCGUCUCCAAGCACUUCUACACGGUCAUCAUGAGCUACGGCGCCGAGGGCUCGAGCUUCAGCGACCGCAGCCGCUAUCCCUACUUCUUCCGGACGAUCGGCGAGAAUCGCCAGUACCAGUACGUCUAUCUGCAGCUGCUGCAGAAGUUCGGCUGGCAUCGGGUCGCCGCCUUCUCCGAGGACGGCCUCAAGUACACGGAAUACAUUUCCUACAUGCAAGACAUGCUCAGGGACAACGGCAUCGAGUUCGUGGUUAAUAUUAAAUUUCCUCGAGAAUGGGAGCCGGAAGUUUUGACAAAGUAUUUGGAAGAACUGAAGCAGAAACGCGCGAGAAUCAUUAUAGCCGAUGUUUACGACCAAGUGGCCCGACUGGUUAUGUGCGAGGCUUACAGACACGAGAUGACGGCUAAACAGAAUUACGUGUGGUUUCUGCCGAUCUGGCUGAGGUCCAACUGGUUCGACACGGACUACUACAACUCGGCCCAGGGCGAGAGCACCCCCUGCAGCACCGCCGAGAUGAAGAUGGCCAUCAACGGCCACCUCGGCAUCUCGCACGCGACUUACGCGCCCGACGACAGCAUCAUGCAGGAGGGCAUCACGGUGCGCGACUGGCGCGACAGGUACGAGCGCUACUGCAGCUCCCAGAAGGAGGUCACCUCGCCCUACGCCGGCUACGCCUACGACGCCAUGUGGACCUACGCCUACGCCGUCGACGCCCUGCUCAAGGAGAACUCGAGCUACAUCUUCGAUCUGCACUCCGAGCACACCGUGUCGAGGUUCACCGAUAUCAUCUCCAAGACCGACUUCAAUGGGGUAUCCGGAAGGAUUAAAUUCGUGGGUGGCCCCUCGAGGUUUCCUGUUAUAAAUAUAUACCAGCACAUCGAUGGCGAAAUGAGCAUCGUCGGAGAUUUUCAUCCCAAUAUUUCCGAAGAAACCAGCCUAGUGUCCGGAGGAACUCUGAACCUGAACAUGUCGUCGAUCGUCUGGCUCUCGGGAAAGAUGCCCGACGACGGUAAGGAGCUACCCGCAAGUUGUCUUUUUCCUCUGAUAGCGCAAGUCUUUGGCGUAUCCUGCUUUUACGCGCUGAUCAUUUUCAACGUAUUUAUAUUCGUCCUUCUUAUAAUCGGAAUCAUCAUCACGGUUUUAUUCAUAAAAAAGAGCUACGAGAGGAGAGUGAAAAGAACCGAGUACUUUAUCCAAUCCUUGGGCUUGGACCUGCACAAUAUGAACAAUAUCUGUCUCGACCGAUGGGAAAUGUCUCGCAACGACAUCGUGAUGAACAGGAAAAUCGGCGAGGGCGCUUUCGGCACGGUCUAUGGUGGUGAGGCUAGAUUUCCGGAAAAGGGAGGGGCCUGGGUGUCCGUGGCCGUGAAGACCCUGAAGCAGGGCAGCACGGCCGAGGACAAGUACAACUUCUUCGCCGAGGCCAACGUGAUGAAGAGAUUCGAUCAUCAGAACAUCGUCAAGCUGCUGGGCGUUCACAUGGCGACCGAGCCGGCCCUCGCCGUCAUGGAGUUCAUGCUCUACGGAGAUCUGAAGACUUACCUGCUGGCCAGAAGGGGCUUCGUGAACGAGCGCGUGCCCACUUACGACUACGACGAGAUUUCCGAUCUCAGGCUGACCUCGAUGGCCCUCGACGUCUCGAGAGCUCUGGCUUAUCUGGCGGAAAACAACUACGUUCACAGGGAUAUCGCAUCUCGAAAUUGUUUGUUGAAUGCUCAGAGGCAAGUGAAACUUGGGGAUUUCGGCAUGACGAGAUAUUUAUACAACGACGAAUGUUAUCAUUUUAAUAGAAAAGGUAUGCUCCCUGUAAGGUGGAUGUCUCCUGAAGCUAUUCGAACAGGCAAUUUCACAUUGGCCUCUGACGUCUGGGCGUACGGCGUUUUAGUAUUCGAGAUUAUCACUUUUGGUAAUUUUCCAUACCAAGGUAUGAGCAAUAAUCAAGUCAUCACUUACGUCGAAGGUGGAAAUACUAUAAGCAUACCCAAAGAAGUUGAUCCGAAAUUAAAAGAUUUGCUGUUAAAAUGCUGGUCGUUCGUUCCGGCCGAGCGUCCGGCGGCCAAGGAAAUCGUCGAUUUUCUCGGUAAUAAUUCGCGAAUCAUCUCUCCGUGCCUCGACGCGCCGGUAGCCAGCGUCCAACUGGAGCACACCGGCGAGAUGGAGAUGCACAUGAACAAUCCUCCCAACGACCGGAAGCCCUCGUUCCCCCGCUGGCCGGCAGCACAGCAGAACAACGCCAACAAGACGACGUCGACGACCAUUACUCCGGCCACGGCGAAGAUCAUGGAGACGAUCGAGCUCAACGGCAUCAACGCGAACGGCGGCAUAGUCGCGGAGACGCCGAGCGUGAUCGAGCUGCCGCCGGAUCUCCAGCUCGAGAGCUCGCAGCCGCUCCUGAGCAACGACGACCCGCUCAACGAUUAUUGCGAGAACGAGUCCGCGGAGAACCAGUCGAAUCGCUACGUCAACAUGAAGCCCGGCGUGACGGUGGACAUCAGGCUCGAGGACUCGGUCACCUACAUACCGAACGGAAGGCCGUUCUCGUGAUAGGCGCGGCUGACGCCUAUUUUCACUUUUCUUUUCACUGUGAUAUCAUGUCAACGCGAGAUCGAUUGACUGAAUGCUUUAAUUUUGAGACUGAUUACCAGGGAACAUAGUCGUAUUUAUACUUAUACAUACGAAUAUCGGUAUGAAUCGCUACGAUUAUAUAUUCUUUAGAGAUUACUUCUUAUUAUAGUAUACGAAUAAUUUACUAUAUUUUACUAUUUUACGAUACGAUUUAUGAACAAUUUUAAGAAAAAAUUGACUCGCGGAAUAAAAGCGACUCGAGGCACGAAAAACCAUGACAAUACUUUGAGCAAAAUAUUGUUUACUGAGUGUUUUAUUACAUUGUCAAGACUAUUAGUCGGUAAAAAUCAUCUAACCAAAAAUGAUUUCCUUGUACAAUGAGAUGUACGAUUUUAAGUAUACGUAUCUGUUAAGGAACAAACUUUUUUUUAUAAGUAAUAGAGAGAUAUUAUUUUAGCCGUAAGAAAUUACUGUGAUACUAGACAUAUGUAAUUGCCUACGAGCAUCACUAAAUAUUAUUUUAUAAAAAAGCGUUUCCAAUUAUACAUUCAGUUUUGUACGUAAAUUAUAUGAAAUUUAUUUUUGGAUUGUUUGUAUCUUCCGAUCCGAUAAUCGCAAUAAUAAGCAUAUGCGUGCUAACAAUAAAAAAUGAUUUUUAUAUUA